Molecule: messenger RNA, 2865 nt
Organism: Saccharomyces mikatae IFO 1815
Lineage: Eukaryota; Fungi; Ascomycota; Saccharomycetes; Saccharomycetales; Saccharomycetaceae
Gene: CWH43
Product: Cwh43p
Exons: 1
Coding region: 1-2865 (954 amino acids)
Biological process (GO): fungal-type cell wall organization; GPI anchor biosynthetic process
Cellular component (GO): endoplasmic reticulum
Source: RefSeq, a predicted model, not a curated record
AUGCUGACCAUCAAUGGGAAGAUCAUCCCCAUAAGUCACACCAUUUGCGCAUUCUCCGCCUUUUUUGCUGCUUUGGUCACUGGUUAUUCACUACAUUUUCAUAAAAUCGUUACUAAUGCUCAUUAUACAUAUCCCGAUGAGUGGUUUCCUAGUGUGUCAGCCACUAUCGGGGAUCGUUAUCCAGAACGUUCUAUUUUUCAAAUCUUGAUAGCUUUAACUGCUUUUCCGAGAUUUCUAUUGUUACUAGGUCACUACUACCUGAAUCAAUCUAAGGUGUGCCUUCUUAUUGGGGUACUCCGUACAGUCUCUUGCGGUGGUUGGGUAUACAUUACAAGUACAGACGACCACGAUAUACACGAUAUAUUUAUGAUCACUUACAUUGUUUUAACGUUACCAUGGGAUAUAAUGAUUACCCGCUAUUCGAGUCCUUUAAUUUCGAAGAACAAAGGGUUGACUGCAACAAUAUUUUUUGCAACGCUGUUCCCAAUGAUUUACUGGUACAUUCAGCAUUCUGUUCAGCAAAGAGCGGGCGCUUAUUCUAUCUAUGCGUAUUUUGAAUGGUCUUUGAUUCUUCUAGAUAUUGCUUUUGACGCAUUUGCGUAUGCUGAUUUCAAGAAGAUAGAUAUUGUUCUCGCUUUCAAUGAAAAACCUUCUAAUACAAGCUUUUUUCAGAUAAAGGACUCUAGUGGUAUUACGCAUGGCGAGAAGAAAAGUACAAAGUUGCAAGAAAUACAAACUGAAAAAAAAGUUGAAGGGGAAAAAAUAAUUGUCUCAAAUGCGACAGGCCCAUAUUUCAAGUUUGACUCUUUUUUUUAUCUAUUGACAAACCUUUUUAAUGGUUUUCUUUUUUGGUCGAAUGUCACCUCCCUAUUAUGUAGCAUUUGGCAUUUCCCACUUUGGUAUAUGGGAAUUUCAGGUUAUGAAGCUGCAAUUCUGGGUUAUUUGGGGCCUAUUUUCUUAUAUUUACCCCUUGUCUCUGAAGCCUUCACUCAAUAUGGUGUACUUUUGGGAGGCAUUAUUGCCAUUGGAGCCUAUAUUGUUCAAAUGCCAGAACUAAGGUUGAUUUCUGUAGCUCUAGGAACUUCCAUUACCGUUGCAACCUUUGUACAAAAUUUGAGAUUUAUUACCAAUGUGGAGACCAGCAUUUCUUUUGCUCUUACUUGGUUAUUAGGCCUUGUCGCGUCUGUGGUUUUGAAAAUGAGGUUCUACACUAACAACCCAACUUGGGUUAUCUUGGAUGAGCAUAAUGGUGGCUACAAUAAGACUGCUCUUAUCCUUACUGUUUUAUUUGGUAUGUUGUCGCCUUACGUUAAUUUCGUCAAUUUUGAAGGGAAGAGAAAUACUCAAGGACGGUCACUUUCUUCAGUAGCCAAACUAUUCUUAGCUGUCGGAUUUGGUUCAUUGUUAUUUGGUAUUCACCAACUGUUGACAGAUUCCUCUACUACUAUUUAUUGGGCAUGGGAAGGUUACAAUAUAUCACAUGGUCCCCUAUCGUGGCCAUGGAGUGCAUUAACGUGUACUGUCAUGUUAUUUGCUUCUGUGAGCUCUGUCAAAUUUGCAGGUAAGCCAUUCAUUCCCUGUUUUUUACUAAUCAUAUCCACUGCUGUUCUUUCAAUUAGGAGCGUUACCCAAUGGCCAAAAUAUAUUUUUGGGGGUUUAUUGUACGCAAUCGCUAUGCUUUGGUUAGUUCCUUCAUAUUUUUCUACAUUAUGUCAAGUUCAAAGCAUAUGGGUUUAUGUCAUUUCAUUCUCCGUUUACAUUAUCUUUGUCUUAGCUCAUGUUUGGGUCGUUGCAUAUGCAUUUGUUCCAAUGGGUUGGGUGCUGAGGGAAAAGAUUGAGACUGUUCUUGCCGUUUCCUCAGCAUUUAUCAUUCUCGGUGCCUUGAUCUGCAGAAAUCAGAACGUACAACCGGUGACUAUGGGCAAAAAAUUUUUCACCUACUUUUCCUUUUUUGCUGUCGCUCUAUUAGCAUUAACCAUCAGCUUUGUGUACGACAUUAGACCCACCGGGAUUCCUCAGCCUUACCAUCCGGAUUCACAGUUAAUCACAGCUGGUAUUUGGACAAUUCAUUUUGGUCUCGACAAUGAUAUGUGGGCAUCUGAAGACAGAAUGAUCAACCUAAUUGAAGAUAUGGAGCUGGACGUUAUAGGUUUAUUAGAGACAGAUACACAAAGAAUAACCAUGGGCAAUAGAGAUAUAACUAGCAAACUAGCGCAUGAUUUGAAUAUGUACGCAGAUUUUGGGCCAGGUCCCAACAAACAUACGUGGGGUUGCGUUCUUCUUUCUAAAUUCCCUAUUGUAAACUCUACGCACCAUUUAUUACCUUCUCCAGUGGGAGAACUUGCGCCAGCCAUCCAUGCCACACUUCAAACAUAUAAUGACACACUAGUUGAUGUCUUUGUUUUCCAUAGUGGACAGGAAGAGGACGAGGAGGAUAGAAGGUUGCAGAGUAACUAUAUGGCUAAACUCAUGGGUAAUUCGACACGCCCUGCUAUUCUAUUAAGCUAUCUAGUUGUUGAUCCAGGUGAGGGUAACUACAACACGUACGUUAGUGAAACUUCAAAAAUGCAUGACAUCGACCCUUCUGACGAUGAUAGAUGGUGCGAAUAUAUUCUGUAUAAAGGGUUGAGGAGAACAGGAUAUGCUAGGGUUGCAAGAGGAACAAUAACUGAUACUGAGCUACAAGUCGGCAAAUUCCAAGUUUUGAAUGAGGAAGCGUUAGCAGAACACUCAGAUUCCAUUUAUGAGUAUGAUCAUGUUGAUGAAGCUGAAAGUGAAGAUAUGAAAUUUCCCGAUAAGUUUUUGGGCGAAGGUGAGAGAGGACAUUUCUAUCAUGUUUUCGAUGAGCCACGCUACUAUCCAUAA